Fomitopsis serialis is the source of this 542-nucleotide messenger RNA. RefSeq lists its product as uncharacterized. Gene Ontology annotation, cellular component: mitochondrion; cytoplasm. The coding region runs from base 313 to 540 and encodes 75 amino acids. Lineage: Eukaryota; Fungi; Basidiomycota; Agaricomycetes; Polyporales; Fomitopsidaceae. Gene Ontology annotation, biological process: iron-sulfur cluster assembly. The transcript is spliced from 3 exons. Gene Ontology annotation, molecular function: 2 iron, 2 sulfur cluster binding. The record is from RefSeq and is a predicted model, not a curated record.
CGCGUCCUCGUCCAGCCGUGCCAUGACAUACCUCCCCACUGCCGCCAUGCCGUGAUGUCCGCCCUUUCUAGCGGCGACCCGCCGACUACAACAUCCGCCGACCGCAACAUUCGUCAAGCCGCUGGGACAGACACCCUGGUGUCAUUCCCUUAUAGAAGGCGAAGGCGAAAGAGCCGUCGACAAACCCGCUCUCCCCCGACGCGGCGUCGCCGCAAGUAGCAGCGCGCCCGCGGCCCGCUCCGAAAGCCGAGCGGCGCAAGCCCACCAUCAACCGACCGAAGCUCUCGUGCGUAGCCCCGGAGCGCUCCACUCAUGACCUGCACGCUGAGAGACCGACGGCGGGCGCGACCCGCACUCCGGUUCAUACGGAUAGGCGUGCGGAACAAGGGCUGCGCAGGGCUCUCGUACCAGCUCGAGUACGUCGACAAGCCGGGCAAGUUCGACGAGGUCGUUGAGCAGGACGGCGUGAAGCUCGCGUUCAAGAACCCGAGCAUCAAGGACGCGUGCGGGUGCGGAGAGUCGUUCAGCGUCGGUUCGUGAGC